CACAAUUUGUUCUUUUUGCUUCAUCAAUUGGUUAUGAUUCGGCAAUAACCAAUUCAAUUCAGGCCUUGCCGUCUUGGAAAGUAUUUAUGAACCAUCCAACAGGAACUUGGCUAGGAUUUAUCAGCGCUUCUCCUUUUGUGGGAACAUGUGGCUCCAUAUUUUUCAUUCCCUAUUUUUGCGAUAGGUUUGGUAGAAAAGCUGUUAUAUAUGCAACAGUUCUUUUUAUUUGGAUUGGCUCUAUUGUUGGUGCCUCGGCUAAAAAUCCAGCUUCUUAUAUUGUUUCAAGAAUAUUCAUGGGAUUGUCUUUCUCAUGUAACUAUUCAGCCUCUAUUUGGAUUGGUGAAAUUUCAUAUCCAACAACUAGGGGGAUAUUUUCUGCGUGCUAUCACGCCAUAUACUAUUUUGGUUCCGUGUUAUGUGCUUGGGUUAUAUUUGGAACUCGUGUUUGCAGUGGGGAUGCUGCUUGGAGAAUACCUGUGGGUCUUCAGGCAGCGAUUCCAACAAUCUUACUUCCAGCUCUAAUUUACGCACCCGAAAGUCCUCGUUGGCUUGCUUCUGUCGGAAGAUUUGAAGAAGCUGAAGCUGUUCUUCUGAAAUUUCAUGCGAAUUAUGAAGAAGUAUAUAUUCCAUUAGUCCAACUUGAAAUGGAGGAAAUUCUUGCCGCCAUGGAAAUUCAAAAGAAAAACAAUAUUUCAUCGUGGAAAUCUUUAGUUGCGACGCCAGGUAAUAGAAAACGAUUAUUUAUUAGCUGUUUUCUUGGAGUUGCAUUUGCGUGGAACGGACAAGGUAUUGUUACCUGGUAUUUGAGUACUGUUUUCAAAGAUGUAGGUAUUCUAGAAGUUUGGAAACAAACUCUUUUGAAUGCUUGCAUUCAACUGUUUAACUUGCUUGUUGCAAUCACAGGUGCAUUUUUAGUUGAUAUUGUUGGCAGAAGAACAUUAUUUCUAAUUUCCAUUAUUGGAAUUUUUUGUUCUUAUAUUGGUUUGACAGUUAUCACAGCUGUUUACAAGGAGCUACAUAAAGAAAUUGGACAAGCUAUAAUUGUAUUUGUUUUCUUUGUCUACGGUUUCCAGGCUAUUGCCUUUGCGCCAAUGAUCACUUCUUACCCAAAUGAACUUUGGCCACAGACCACAAGAUCGAAAGGUUUGUUUUCUGCCAUGUUUUUUCUAAAUGGUGCCACUUUCUUCAAUAUCUUUGUGAACCCUAUCGCUAUUGAGGCUAUCGGAUGGAAAUACUAUUGCGUUUAUCUUGGUGUUCAAGUCAUUAUUUUCCUAGUUAUUUUUUACACUUUUCCAGAGACAAAGGGCCACUCAUUGGAAGAGAUAGCUCUUAUAUUCGACAAGGAUGAUUGGACCCAAUCUGGGCUACACAAGGAGCAAACUUCAUUGGAAGGAAAAAAAUUGUCCAGUAUUUAUGUGACCGAGGUCAGUAGUAAAGAUGAGUUGUAAAAUAGUAAAUCUUCUAGCCGACUUUUUAUUGUAUAGCUUGAAUCGAUUAGUUUAGCUUAUGCUGUGAACUGAGGAGAAUACUUCAUGCUUCC
Molecule: messenger RNA, 1540 nt
Organism: Pichia membranifaciens NRRL Y-2026
Lineage: Eukaryota; Fungi; Ascomycota; Pichiomycetes; Pichiales; Pichiaceae
Exons: 1
Coding region: 87-1448 (453 amino acids)
Biological process (GO): carbohydrate transport; transmembrane transport
Cellular component (GO): membrane
Molecular function (GO): carbohydrate:proton symporter activity
Source: RefSeq, a predicted model, not a curated record